AGCGGAAGGAGAGGCAGCAGGUUCCCGGAUCGAAUCCCGGGGCGGUUCCACUGCUAUCAUCUGUGGGAAUGAUUAUGGCGGUGCAAGGCAUGUCCAGGCAGCAAGUGUGGAACAUUCAGCACGAUUUCAGCUACUUGGAUACUCCUUUCCUUACGCGGCGGACACGUAAAGCACCAGCAUCGUCACCAGCAUCAUCGUCAGCGACGUCCAAGCCAUCGUCCCCGCCCGUUAUGCGCAGCGAUGGGGGCAGCGUCAGCAGCAGCGCCAACGCUACUGCCGACGUGUCUCCUCAACUUCCCGCGCAACCGGUGAUGGCAACGGCAGUGGGACCCGACGGCUCGCUGUGGCGAGCGGUGCUUCGGGAGCAACGACCCAACCCCAGG
Astrephomene gubernaculifera is the source of this 383-nucleotide messenger RNA. The record is from the annotation of a GenBank genome assembly. NCBI's taxonomy places the organism in Eukaryota, Viridiplantae, Chlorophyta, Chlorophyceae, Chlamydomonadales, Astrephomenaceae.